GCGCCGGUUGGAAGUGUGGGCACCAUGGAGUGGAAAGCUUGGCAGCAGCCGCGUAUGGACGGUGACAGCAUUGGCCAGAUGUAUUGGUGUUAUUCGAAUGGGAAGAAGACUUGGUACUCGAAGGUUAAAGCUGUGGAGGCGGGCUGUCCCGAGGAGUUAGGUUCUCAGCGUGGUCGGGGAAGGAAGUCUGCGGCCGUUGAGACUUCCACUCUGCCAGCCAAGCGAGCAAAGACGAAGGCAGAUGGGCCUGGCAAUGCGAUUGCUGCAUCGGCUGGUGAUCUUUCUUUCGAUGGAGCUGCCGGAGCAGAUGGGCCUGGCAAUGCUAUUGCUGCAUCGGCUGGUGAUCUUUCUUUGAAUGGAGCUGCCGGAGACCAGUCCGUUUCCAAGAGGAAUUUCGGGGGCCGCGUUCAGCGGCACCACGAGUGCCAAGUCUGCGCGAUCAGCCGGCAUUCAUUUUUCCAUGGGAAUUUAUGUCCCGAGUGCGAAUAUGGUCUCAGAAAGGUAGGAUGUAGGGCGUAUUCACGCCUAACAGCAGAACAAAAAAACAGAGUGAUUGACAUGUCUCGGCAGAGCCGAGCAAGCAAAGCAAGCAGUCAAGAGACUGCCAUGGCAGCCCGCUUAGCAGAUGCGGCAUUGAUUUUGGUCAGGGAGCGGCUCCAAAAUGGAGAAUGAUUCUCACAUUGGAUGUAGACUAGUUUUUUUCCUCAAGGGGAAUGGCAUGUGAAAACACAUGCAUGGAGAACGCACCAUUCACAUGGUGCAGUCCGUGAGCACAGUUAAGUCACUGUGAAACCGAGCACGCUUGCAACAGUUCUGCCGGCCAACUGUCAUCAGGUGGUCACAGUAGGUGUGUCGGAUGC
Cladocopium goreaui is the source of this 860-nucleotide messenger RNA. NCBI's taxonomy places the organism in Eukaryota, Dinophyceae, Suessiales, Symbiodiniaceae. The record is from the annotation of a GenBank genome assembly.